Messenger RNA from Chara braunii, 2397 nucleotides. NCBI's taxonomy places the organism in Eukaryota, Viridiplantae, Streptophyta, Charophyceae, Charales, Characeae. The record is from the annotation of a GenBank genome assembly.
GCAGAGAGAGGCAGAGGUGAGCGUAAUCGAAAAAGGAUUUGUGGGCCAAGAGACGCAUAUGAUCGAUCGAUUGAUUGAUCGAUGGGAGAGCCGCCUAUGAUCGAUUGAUUGAUUUGACAACCAGUGUCUUUUUGUCUCAUCUUGAUCUCUGUCCUCACUCGCUGUCGCCUCUGACUGGGUCUGGAUCGCUUGUCUGGACGACAAACUCUUCGUUUAUUCGUGCCCGCCUGCCUUCGCUGCCUUGCCCUCGCCAUUUACCUUGCCGUUUGCCCACCUGUCCCUCUCAACAGCCUACUUGCUCAGACGCCCCUUUCAGCAGCCUUCUUGCCCACCUACCCCUUUCAGCAGCCUGCUUACCCAACCUCUCCCUCUUAGCAGCUUUCUUGGCCAGCUGCCCCUCUCAGCUGCCUUCUUGCCCACCUCCUCCUAUAAGCAGCCUUCUUGCCACACACACACACACACACACUCUGACACUCUCUCUCUCUCUCUCUCUCUCUCACACACACACACACACACACACACACACACACACGCACAGAGAGAGAGAGAGAGAGAGAGAGAGAGAGAGAGAGAGAGAGAGAGAGAGAGAGAGNCACAGAGAGAGAGAGAGAGAGAGAGAGAGAGAGAGAGAGAGAGAGAGAGAGAGAGAGAGAGAGAGAGAGAGAGAGAGAGGGAGAGGUGACAAUGGAGAGGAAAGGAGUUUCGUUCUUUCCUCUGAUGAUAGGUGUUGUUGUGGUGAUGGUGAUCUGCUCGAUGGCCAUCUUGGCGAUGGCUGACGUCAAUGAGAAGAUGGAGUUGGAGGUCGUGGGGGAGCAAGGGGAGGUAGCAGACGUAUCUGGGGAAAGGGGGUUGCUCGGUGGCCGCUGCCGCCCUGCCUGCGCAUCUGGAUCAUCUUGCUGCGGGGGUGUGUGCCGAAAUUUGCAGACCAGCCGGAACAACUGCGGCGGGUGCGGGAGAAGGUUACGGAGGUCAGCGGUUUCCGAAGCCCUGGGUGGUGGUUAUAGGAAACGUGACAACGAUGAUCGGUUUGAUAAGAUCUAUGACCUGCUCUCGGAACAAGCGGAAGAACGGGAACGUAAGAAGCAGGAGGCAGCUAAGUUGGAACUGUUUGAAGCCGAGAAGAAAAAGCUGCAGGCAGAAGAGGAGAGAAACGUGCAAGCAAGAAAAAAGAAGGAAUUGCACGAGGCUAGGUUAGGGAAGAUUGUGAGGAGCAGGAUGAAGUCUGUCUGCGAAUCGGUUCUAGGGAAGAAAAUUGACAUUCCUGAUGAGGAUGAGUCGGAGAUCACCAAGGUAAAACGGGAGUUAGAUGAACUGAAGGCUAAGUAUGUGGGGGAGAAGGCAAGAUGUGCGGGGGAAAAGGCGGAAUCCAGUUUGGAUGCGCUACGGCGGGAGAAAGAGGCGCUUCAGAAAGAGCAGUCUCUGAGAAGCGAGGAGGAAAUUCUUAAGAAGGAAAUUGAGAUAUUGAGGGCACGGAACGAGAAGAACAAAUCAAUUGAUGCGAUUUCCGAAAGCUCGCAGAGCGAUGAAAUCGCGGCGCUUCGUUUGCAGAUUCAAGAGCUUGAAGGGGUGCAGGCAGCGCUCCAGAACCGCAGCAAUGAACUCUGCAGUUUGAAGGCAGAAAACUUGACACUCAAGAAGGAUUUCCAAGAUCUCAGAAUGGAGAUCGAUGAGCUCAAGAACGCCAAUAACAAGCGAUCGUCCGAAGUGGUGACGGAUAAAAGUCCACCAGCGGAGCCGGACAAAGGGAAGCAGAGUUUGGUUUCGAUUGGUGACGCCGUUUACACUCCCAAGGAUUUGGAUGCCCUUCACAAGGCAUACAAGAAGGCUCAGGCAGGUGAAGAAAUCGCCAACAAAGAAGUGCAAGCUCUCAAGGAACGGAUGGCACGCAUGGGUGCUCAGUUGCUGACGAAGCAGUGUCCUUCUGCAAUAAGAUCUUAUGUCAGGAAAACGACGCCUCGCAACCUGAGGCCAGCCUUAAGUGCUAUACAGAUUGAGGACGACGAGUCAAAGAAGGAAGGCGGUCCUUGGAGGACGAAAGCUGUCGAGAAGUUAUCCGAGAAACCGGAGGAGGUUCAAUUAAAAAAGUUACAAGAAGAGGAGAGGCGGACUUUACGCCCAUUCAAGAAGGCAGAUAUGUCGAAACUGUGUGAGGAGGAGGGGAUCACCUACAUCAAAUUGGAUCAGGCUAAGGCUAAUGUAGCUGAGAUCCGGGCAAGAAGAAGAUUCGCGCAAUGGCUCAAGGAUCAAGGCCUUCAAGAUGAAGAUGAAGACGAUCAUGAGCAACAUUAUGCCACCUCCACAGAAGAUAUUAACGACGAGUGAGAAGGCGCCUUGAGCGUAUCUUCCUUGUGGGAGUGGGCAUCAUUCUUUCGGGACUAUCGUAAGUCAUUGCCUGUA